GCCAUCCUCGCCUCCCCGCCAGCGCGGGGCAACCGCCUCGCCCGGAGCCCUCCCUCGUUGCCGUCCGCGCACCCCGGCGGCGCCGCCGCGGGAAGCGGCUCCCCCACCCCUUCCUCCGCGUCCUCUUCCCCCGCUCCCGCGCCGGGGCCGCUUGUUGCACCGCCCGCGGCCUGCGGGAGCCGCUCGCCCCGGCCUUGUUCUCGCGUCCGCACCCCUUUCCUGUCGCCCCUGGGGCCCGUACCCCAGCCCGGCCGGCGAGACCCCGGCCAGACCCCGCAGCCCGCACAAAAUGUCGGCCCGGACGCCAUUGCCGACGGUGAACGAGCGGGACACGGAAAAUCAUACAUCUGUGGAUGGAUAUACUGAACCACACAUCCAGCCUACCAAGUCAAGUAGCAGACAGAACAUACCCCGGUGUAGAAACUCCAUUACGUCAGCAACAGAUGAACAGCCUCACAUUGGAAAUUACCGUUUACAAAAAACAAUAGGGAAGGGAAAUUUUGCCAAAGUGAAAUUGGCAAGACACGUUCUAACUGGUAGAGAGGUUGCUGUGAAAAUAAUAGACAAAACUCAGCUAAAUCCUACCAGUCUACAAAAGUUAUUUCGAGAAGUUCGAAUAAUGAAGAUACUGAAUCAUCCUAAUAUAGUAAAAUUGUUUGAAGUUAUUGAAACAGAGAAGACUCUCUAUUUAGUCAUGGAAUACGCGAGUGGGGGUGAAGUAUUUGAUUACUUAGUUGCCCAUGGAAGAAUGAAAGAGAAAGAGGCUCGUGCAAAAUUUAGGCAGAUUGUAUCUGCUGUACAGUAUUGUCAUCAAAAGUGCAUUGUUCACCGUGAUCUUAAGGCUGAAAACCUUCUCCUUGAUGGUGAUAUGAAUAUUAAAAUUGCUGACUUUGGUUUUAGUAAUGAAUUUACAGUUGGGAACAAAUUGGACACAUUUUGUGGAAGCCCACCCUAUGCUGCUCCUGAGCUUUUCCAAGGAAAGAAGUAUGAUGGGCCCGAAGUGGAUGUGUGGAGUCUGGGCGUCAUUCUCUAUACGUUAGUCAGUGGCUCCUUGCCUUUCGAUGGCCAGAAUUUAAAGGAACUUCGGGAGCGAGUUUUACGAGGGAAGUACCGUAUUCCCUUCUAUAUGUCCACAGACUGUGAAAAUCUUCUCAAGAAAUUAUUAGUGCUGAAUCCAAUAAAGAGAGGCAGCUUGGAACAAAUAAUGAAAGAUCGAUGGAUGAAUGUUGGUCAUGAAGAAGAAGAACUAAAGCCAUAUACUGAGCCUGACCCAGAUUUCAAUGACAUAAAAAGAAUAGAUAUUAUGGUUACUAUGGGCUUUGCACGAGAUGAAAUAAAUGAUGCCUUAAUAAAUCAGAAGUAUGAUGAAGUUAUGGCUACUUAUAUUCUUCUAGGUAGAAAACCACCUGAAUUUGAAGGUGGUGAAUCAUUAUCCAGUGGAAACUUGUGCCAGAGAUCCCGGCCCAGUAGUGACUUAAACAACAGCACUCUUCAGUCCCCUGCUCACCUGAAGGUCCAGAGAAGCAUCUCAGCAAAUCAGAAGCAGCGGCGUUUCAGUGAUCAUGCUGGUCCAUCCAUUCCUCCUGCUGUAUCAUAUACCAAAAGAGCUCAGGCUAACAGCGUGGAAAGUGAACAGAAAGAGGAGUGGGACAAAGACGUGGCCCGAAAACUUGGCAGCACGACAGUUGGCUCAAAAAGCGAGAUGACUGCAAGCCCUCUUGUAGGGCCAGAGAGGAAAAAAUCUUCAGCUAUUACAAGUAACAAUGUGUAUUCCGGAGGUAGCAUGGCAAGAAGGAAUACUUACGUCUGUGAAAGGACCACAGAUCGAUAUGCAGCAUUGCAGAAUGGAAAAGACAGCAGCCUUACAGAGAUGUCUGUGAGUAGCAUAUCUUCUGCAGGCUCUUCUGUGGCCUCUGCUGUCCCCUCAGCACGACCCCGCCACCAGAAGUCCAUGUCCACUUCUGGUCAUCCUAUUAAAGUCACACUGCCAACCAUUAAAGACGGCUCUGAAGCUUACCGGCCUGGCAGUACAACCCAGAGAGUGCCUGCUGCUUCCCCAUCUGCUCACAGUAUUAGUACUGCGACUCCAGACCGGACCCGCUUUCCCCGAGGGAGCUCAAGCCGAAGCACUUUCCAUGGUGAACAGCUCCGGGAGCGACGCAGCGCUGCUUAUAAUGGGCCACCUGCUUCACCAUCCCAUGAAACGGGUGCAUUUGCACAUGCCAGAAGGGGAACGUCAACUGGUAUAAUAAGCAAAAUCACAUCCAAAUUUGUUCGCAGGGAUCCAAGUGAAGGCGAAGCCAGUGGCAGAACUGACACCUCAAGAAGUACAUCAGGGGAACCAAAAGAAAGAGACAAGGAAGAGGGUAAAGAUUCUAAGCCGCGUUCUUUGCGGUUCACAUGGAGUAUGAAGACCACUAGUUCAAUGGACCCUAAUGACAUGAUGAGAGAAAUCCGAAAAGUGUUAGAUGCAAAUAACUGUGAUUAUGAGCAAAAAGAGAGAUUUUUGCUUUUCUGUGUCCAUGGAGAUGCUAGACAGGAUAGCCUUGUGCAGUGGGAGAUGGAAGUUUGCAAGUUGCCACGACUGUCACUUAAUGGGGUCCGCUUCAAGCGAAUAUCUGGAACAUCUAUUGCCUUUAAGAACAUUGCAUCAAAAAUAGCAAAUGAGCUUAAGCUGUAAAGACAUCCAAAUUUACAGGUUCAGGGAAGAUACAUACAUAUAUGAGGUACAGUUUUUGAAUGUACUGGUAAUGCCUAAUGUGGUCUGCCUGUGAAUCUCCCCAUGUAGAAUUUGCCCUUAAUGCAAUAAGGUUAUACAUAGUUAUGAACUGUAAAAUGAAAGUCAGUAUGAACUAUAAUAAAUAUCUGUAGCUUAAAAAGUAGGUUCACAUGUACAGGUAAGUAUAUUGUGUAUUUCUGUUCAUUUUCUGUUCAUAGAGUUGUAUAAUAAAACAUGAUUGCUUAAAAACUUGUAUAGUUGUCUAGAUUUCUGCACAUAAAUGUACGUUUGAUGGUUUGAUUUGAAAAUGUUCUUCCCUGUUAUUUACAUUCUGGUGGGUUUUUUAAAUUCUUACUUCCAUCAUGCAAUUUUUGAAAAUUGUGUCCAGAAUUAAAAGUGCAUAGAAAUAGUCUUUACAAUUGUAGCAUGGACCUUGAAAAAUUAUUUUAAAAUCGUAUUUAAAUUUAAACCAGAAGCUGAAAAAUAGAUCGGCUUUAUUAUACACAAAAUUAUUCCUGCUUAUCUUUGCUCUUUUACUUGUUAUCCCACAAAGUUUAGUUGAGAAGAUACAAAAUGUUUACAGUGUUGGCACUUAGAGUUUUUAAAUUCAAGUACAUGAAAUUCAAUAAUAGCUUUGCCUUGAGCUAACUAAGAAGUACUGGGGAAAAAGUUAAGUCUAUAUCAAGUUUCUUUUGAACUUUGAAGUGUUUUCUGACCCACUGCUAACUGUAGCAGCAAAAUUAAAAA
This is a messenger RNA of Saimiri boliviensis boliviensis (Bolivian squirrel monkey), 3466 nucleotides long. RefSeq names its product microtubule affinity regulating kinase 1 (gene MARK1). Gene Ontology annotation, molecular function: ATP binding; protein serine/threonine kinase activity. Gene Ontology annotation, cellular component: cytoplasm. The record is from RefSeq and is a predicted model, not a curated record. NCBI's taxonomy places the organism in Eukaryota, Metazoa, Chordata, Mammalia, Primates, Cebidae. Gene Ontology annotation, biological process: intracellular signal transduction; protein phosphorylation.